Molecule: messenger RNA, 16618 nt
Organism: Pelobates cultripes (western spadefoot toad)
Lineage: Eukaryota; Metazoa; Chordata; Amphibia; Anura; Pelobatidae
Source: the annotation of a GenBank genome assembly
GCUCAGUCCACACCCUCCUGGGCUCCUCCAAUUCGCGUUCUCACGUAGUUUGGUCCAUGUGACGCUCCGUCUCUGAUUACAAUAUGGCGACCUCCAUGUUGAACCGGGUGUGUGUGACCCUGAGGGUCUCGGGGAUUUCGAGUGUGACCCCCAAAAAGGGCCCAGGGUACAGUACAGGUCUAUCUGUCCCUCAGCCAGGUAAGACAUACAUAUGGUAUGUCCCUUUAGCCUGAUACUGUAUGUAAGCCAUUGACAGGAUCUCUGGCAUGUCCAUGUGUCAUCCAAAACCUGUCACUGAAUUUCUUUUAGGAAAAUAUAUCAUUGCUUAAGCUCGUAGUUUGCUGUUGUCCAUUACUAACCUGAAGAUUAACUUAUAAAUGCAUUAAUUUAGGGGUUUAAACGCCAAACUGCAGGUAGUUUGCAAAAGGAAUUGCAAAAUUGAGACUGCAAUGGCCAAGAUGAUACUGUAUCUGAGUUGGAGAAUUGUUUUCAAUUUUACCUAAAUUUUGCCAUUUGGCUUUUUAUUUGCUGCAGUUUGGAGCUUAGUGAAUAAACCCUCUAGUGUACUUUGAUUUACAUACACGCAGUUACCAAAACAUGUACCUAGCUAAUAAAAACAAUAAAGUUUACCAUAAGUAUAUGAAGAUAUAUGUAACUAACAGAUAAUGCUAUGAAUGUUUUUGUAUGUACGCAUGCAGGUUAUUUACUAAAGUGAGAAUUUUCAGGAUUCAAAGUGAAUUUCAAAAUUAAGGCAACAAUAGCCGAACUGGAAAAAUUAUCCAAGUCAGCUAUGCUUCCUGUUUGGCUACAUUGACCUUAAAUGUGAAAUCCACUUUGAAUAUCUGUUAAUUCUCACUUUAGUGAAUAACCCUCAUUUAUAUGUCCAUCAAACUUUACGAGGGUUAUUUGCAAUAUAGUUCCUUAUUCCUGUUGUGUAUUUCCCAGCAGCUCCAGUGACACGGGGAAACCGUCCUUUCCAGAAGGGCAUGUUAAAGAGACAGGUAAGUGCUAUUUUAAUCAUUCAGGUAAUUUUUAUGCGUGGCCAAUCAGUUUGAUACCUGUCAAUUUUACUGGGUUUGGCAGGACUGUUAUUGAUGAGGCAGGUUUGUUCUCUGGUGUGGUGUAUCUGGUUCUGUGAUUCUGUGCUGUCAAGUUAUUAUUUUAUAUGACUCUUCUAAAUAUGCAGAAAGUCUAAAACAUUUCAUCAACUGGAAUGGCCAGCAUUGACUUGUGAAGGCCAAAUUCUCUUAUAUUCUAGCUCACUUUGCCAUUUAUUACACGGCAUGAACUCGCAGUUGACUUUGGUAGUUUUUCUAGAGUUACAAUUGGUUGCUGGAGAGGAAGAGGUCAAGCACAGAUUGUCCAUAUUUUUUGCCUUUUCAUUCUCUAAAAUGUCCUAAAUUGUUUUAUUUUGCUUAUUAGAUCCAUAUACAUUUUUCCUGUAGUUCCAUUUCAUUUCACCUUCAUGGUCUGAGCUGGGAGGACAUUCCAAUUUCUUCAAAUCUUUGUGCAAAUAAUUUCCACUGAAACAAAUCUCUCUCUUUUUUUUUGUAUAGCCACCUGCUCCAAGGACAGAAAAGAUGCUCCCAGAUCAAGACUGGACUAGUGUUUAUCCAACUGCAGCAGCAUUUAAACCUUCAGCAGUGCCACUCCCCAUUCGCAUGGGAUACCCACUAAAGGGCAGUGUCCCUCCUGAAAAGACAGGGAAUCUUGAGCUUGUGAAGGUAAAUGGUCGGAAGUCAAAUGUGAUGAAAACAGAGGUUCAGUCUUAACAUGGUUAUUCACUAAAGUCUAAAUGGCUCCAAACGGAAUGGGGCAAAACCAUCCGGCUGAAUUUGGGGCACUUCUCUUGAGACUUGGCUAUCAGAGUGCUCUGAUUGGUUAAUUUACUAGCCAAGCAAUCGGAGCGCUUCUGGUCAUAUUGAAAAGCAUGGGAAACUUUCCCACGCUUUGUGAUAUCUAUCAUAGUGAGUGAAGCCUGAAAGGGCUUUCCCCACUAAGAGCAGCCAUUCGGUGUCAAGCCCUCCAUUGUUAACAUGGAUUAUUUUAUUUUUUUUGUUAUUUUGCAACGGCUUUUUAAAAUAUAAAUUACAAGUGUUGGGUAUUAUGGAUUUUUAUUUGGUCUUUUUUUGUGGCUGAAGACAGAUGAAUUGGAAGAGAGAAGACUUCUGAUGGUAUUUUUUUGAAGCUUUUUUUUUUUUUUUCUUGUCAUUAUUAUUAGGGUGAGGGGGUAAGUAAGGGCGUUGUUUUUGUGGUGGUUUGGGGGUUGCAAAUGUCUAGACACCAGGUGAAAAAUUUACUAUUAUUGCAAGCCAACUCCCCUCCCCCCCCCAAUUCCCUUUUUUAUGAUUAAUUAUGGUCCCUACAGCAUGGGUUGAUUACCAGGGGAGGGGAUUGGUGGGAACUGGGAGAGGGGACACUAGGUCUCCCAGCUUAUUAUAAAUAUUGAGGCCACCAGCACAGGCAUGGGUAGGGGCCAGGGGAGGGGACACUAGCUCCCCCCUGUUAUAAAUAUUACGGCUCCUGCUUGCUGGCAUUCCUGACCAUGUCCCCUUCCCCCUGUUAUUUCUAGCAAAAUUGGGGCCAAGUUGCUAGUUUUAAAUGUUUAGCCGAUAUGUUUACCUCCAUGGGAUUUUUAUUAUUAUUUAUUUAUUUUUAAUGUGGCUGCUGGCUAACAAGUGUUGGCCAGCCGCCACAUAAUUGACCCUAAUGCUACCGAGGAUUUUUAACUAUGUAAAGCAAGUGAAUUAUAAUUUGUGAACGCACAUCCUGUUGAAUGCUUUCAGUUUAUUUGCUGCCAUGUCGCUUUUAUAUAUUUUUUUUUCCUCCUCAUAAACAGACCUUGAUGUGUUUACCUUAUUAUUGCUUUUCUCUCCAUUGAUUUCCAGAUCCCCAAUUUUUUGCACCUGACCCCUGUUGCCAUAAAGCAACACUGUGCAGCUCUACGAGGUGAGAUCAUUGAUUAGGAUAAUGCUCGGAGGGUUUGGUGAAAUUUUACAUUUGUCAGUGAACGAUUUUUUUUUUUUUUUAUAGUUAGUAUAAUUUUAUAUGAACAUAUUACAGUUUAGAUAAUUUGUUAUUCUGCAGAAUAUAAAGAUGAAACAGUUCAUUAAGAAAGAAAUAGGAUGUUUCUCCUGAAUGCUCUUCUUUAAAGGGAUUCUAUAGUGCCUGGCAAACAAAGCUGUUUUCCCGGCACUAUAGGGUUAUAAGGUCCCCCCCCACUUCCACAGGGCUAAAGGGUUUAAAACCCUUUCAGCCACUUACUUGAAUCAAGCACCGAUGGCCCUCGGCGCUGGGUCAGGCUCUGCCCACGCUCCUCUUCCGCCGGCGGGUGGCACCUAAUGCGCAUGCGCGGAAAUGGCCGCGCGCGCAUUAGACCUUCGCAUAGGAGAGAAUUAUUCAAUUCUUUCGUAUGGGGAAAAUCAGACGCUGGAGGUCUGUGAGGAUGUCCAGCGUCCGUUAACGGGCCAAAAGUCCGUUUAGAUUCCGGAAGCCCUCUAGAGGACAGACUUAGAGCUGCAAUGUAAACAUUGCAGUUCUCUGGAACUGCAAUGUUUUACAUUGCAGCACUAAGUGCAAAAGGGUCAUAGCCCCCAGACUACUUCAAUUAGCUGAAGUGGUCUGGGUGCCUACAGUGUCCAUUUAAUAAUUUUUCAUGUAUCUGUUUUUUUUUUUUUUUUUUUUUUUACACAACCUUUAACCCCUUAAGGACACAACUUCUGGAAUAAAAGGGAUUCAUGACGGAAUAUUUCCGUCAUGUGUCCUUAAGAGGUUAAAGUUUAUUUGAUUUUUUGGUGCCAUUUUCUUGGCCGAUGUCUAUUUGAAAUGCAUUUAGUUUGUUAUAGUUUAAUUCAUAGGGAUUUAUGUUUAAAUAGCAAUAGUAGAGCAUUUACAGUAGACAACCAAUGAUGCUUUACUAAUCUGUUCAUUUUGUUGAGUUGGUAAAGGAAAUAAGAAAAUGUGAAGAAGUACUUGUUCAGGCCUGCUUAGUGGAGGUGUGUGUGUGUGUGUGUAUUUCUGACAACACUUCCUGCUGUAGAAAUGUGUUUGUGCAUCUUUUGUUUUGCAGAGUUCUGCACUCACUGGCCAUCUGCUCUUUCAGGUGAUGAGCUAUGUACACAGCACUAUCCUAUUGAGUUUCAGACUGUAGAUUAUGUCACAGCUGGUCCUUCUGUACGAAAUCCAAAAGCCAGAGUGGUAACUCUGCAGGUGAGUGAUGACUUGUAUUGUAGGCAGUCCUAGAGCUGCUCAAACCAGUGGACAUUUCAUAAGUCUAUUUUCAAUGUACAAUUUUCCCUGUUGAAAGCUAUAUUGUAAAGGAUAACAUGAAGUGCUGUGGACCGCCUUACACCAUAUUUCAUUAUACAAUGUCAGAAAGAUCAGUUGGCCUUUAAAUUAACCUAGUGAGGUUUUUUUUCUUUUUACAACAUAUUAAAUAUAAAAAGUAUUAUGAUAAAUUGUAAUCAUAAAUGAGAAAAAUAUUAUAGCAAUACACAUCAAUUAUUAUUAGAACAAAAAAAAAGACAUUUGUUGUGAUCUGAAUCUGUUUGAUAAGAAGGGGUAAAAAAAGGCAGGUUGACUAGAGUAUGCUUGAUCUAGACAUAAGAUACAGAGGCUGAAAAAAAAUUACUGUAGGAGGGGCUGAAUCAGGUACACAAGGCCCUGCCUGCUCAAUGCUAAACCUGGCUUGCAGAGAGUGUUAGUGAUACGCAAUAUAGGAACCAGAUUUUAGAAAAUAUGUGGAAUACAAAAGGGCCUUUCCAAAGCUUAGUAAAGCAGAGACAGGCUGCUGUGCAUGAGUAAGGGCAAGAGGACACCUAAGAAGAUAAAUUUUGGAUGAACUGGGUCAGGAGUGAGAUUGUUGCCCAGUAUUUUAUAACACUGGGUGAAGACAUUAACCUACAUGGGGGGAGAGGGAGGGACAUUCUGGUCAAACCAGCGUAAAUAGGUUAGAUUCUCUUGAGAACGAAGUUUCAUCUGGUUAUAGGGAUACUGUAGUCACCAGAACAACUAAAGCUUAAUGUACUUGUUCUGGUGUUUCCUGCCCAUCCCUGCAGUCUUUUUAAUGUUUUACAUUACUACCUAGUAACACCUGUGCUGGCAGUCACUCAGAUGGCCACUAGAAGUGUUUCCUGGGUCAGUGCUGUAUGUGUUCCCCAAAUUGCGCAUGAAUCAAUGCAUCUUUAUUAGGAGAUGUUGAUUAAUGCAACGUGGAGUUUUGCCUCCCAAUGCUUGACUGAGAUCAUCGAACUUGGUGAUCUCAGUCAAGGAGGUGGGCUGAAGCCAGCCGCGACAAGACCAGUGCAUCGCAAAUAAAAAAGGCGAGUAAGACAUCUUUUUAACGGGGAUCAAGUGGGGCUGGCAAUCUAAACAGCACUAUUAGAACUAUAAUGUAAGGAAUUCAUGUUUUGUAUUCCUGACACUAUAGUGUUCCUUUGUUAUUAACACCAUUAUCCAUGACCAAAAUACAAGUGGUGAGUUUCUAAAUAAUAAGUUCCAGUCUUGUUUGCAAAAUGUAACCGCAAAUAUCCAGUUCCCACAGAGACUGAUAUAAACAGGGGUAUGGGUUGCUGUCCAGAACAGAGUUUAUAUUUGAGAUUACACUUGUAGCCCUGCCUUUUCUGGCACAAAGUCUUUUAAAUAGGUACUUUGCAAGAGUGUUGAUGACUACAACUGAAAUGAUAAAAUGUUGAAUCUUAUUCAAAUGAUGAUAUAGGUCUCCUGUAAGUAUCCAAGGGAUAAGGGGGCAUAUUUGACAACUAAGAGCUCGUUUUCCUCUUUGUUGGUUACUGACUUCUAAAUUUUAACAGUAGCGACAGGCAGCCACUAAAUGUCAGGUGCUAAGUAAUUAUUAACUGCUUUUAUUCUUUUGGGAGCUGCUAACCUCUACUUGGCUACCGUUUUUCCAACCUUGUUGCUACUCCUUACUGGAUGCCAACCCAGAAAGCCAGCCUCUGACCUAAUGUAAAGAGGUUGAUGACAGCUCAAACCUUAUACAUCCUACAUAAACAAAGUCUUGUUCUGACUCUUUCAACAAGUUUUACUGGCCAACUGCUGUUUGACUGUUGCUAAUGGUAACAUAGGAUGAAAUGCAUCAUCAUGUGUGUUUCUGUGCUUUUAGAGCAAGCCGCUAAUAUGUACUUGGUUAGUAUCUGUUUCAGCAGAUAUUUUUUUUUUGUUAGCAAUAGGCUACACAUAUUUACCAAAAUUGUAAACCUGGUGGUAAUAUUUAGCUGUUGAAUGUGACUGGCUGUUACCUGUAACAGCUAAAGGCACCUAUUUAUUGAAAGAAUUGUAAAUGAGCCGUAAGUUACCCUAAGUACAGUCGUUGACUGCCAUUGUUAUAUAGCCUUCCUAAGAACUGCUUUGUUGCCCCUGGAACUGCCUGCGACAAAUGCUGGAUUAUUGAGGAUAGGAACAAGAGAAGUGAGAGUUUCUUUAAAUUGUUAGAGAUAAUAAAAGGAAGGGAGACUUCCACAGAGAAGAGAAACUAAAUAGUGCAGUCCACAUAAGUCAUAUUCAAUAUCAACCCAUUGAAUUCUCACUGGCUCAAAUUUCCUCACAGAAAAUGGAAUUAAUUGAGCCUAGCCAUGAUAUCUUGCAUUUAUCCCAGAAUAAUAACUUUGUGUUAUUCCCUAAACACAAUUGACUAUAAUUUCGAGUUCAGUAAAUAAACCCCAGUGAGAAUUAUCAGAUGGAUCAGGGUAUAUCUGAAGCAUUAUAUUCUCGAGAGGAGUUUUGCGUGUUGGCUGCAAAAGCAAUGAUCAAGGUGAAGCUGAAAGGACUUGCAGAUGUUUGGUGCAGCUGAAUCAUGUAGGUACACCCUGCAUGCUCUUACUGUAGAAGUACUUGGAUGGAUAAUGAGGAUGUUAGAAGUCCUCACUGCAAAACCUUAAGAUGCCUUAGAGUUGUUUGUCCUCUGUGAAAUCAAAGGAAAAUAGGGUGACAGCCCCAUAGCGUUAUAAAAAAAUAUACAUGUCAAUACUUUGUUAAACACAGAUCGGCAAACACCAGUCAAGGCACAAGAUUUGCUUUUCAACAAAGAAUCACCUUUUUGCCUCAUAGUUCCAUUUUAAACGUUUGUUUGCUGUAUACAACUGCUUUGAAAUACAACUCAGGAAGAAAUGCAUAGUCAGUGAACCACUCAUGGACAGCUGUUUCGUUGUUAUAUAUAUCCUAUUGUACAGCGCUGUCUGUUGGUGCUUUUAUAAAUAAUAAUAUUUUUAUAUAUAUAUAUUAUUAGUUUAUUGUUCAAUUUCUUUACCCAGAAACAUUCUCCAGUUCAGCCAUUGUUUUGUCAAUUGACAUCCUUUUUUAUAUGGAUCUGUGUAUUAAAAUAAAAUAUAUUUUAAUUGGACAUUUAAUACAUUUUACACAUUGCCCUCUUUUCUUCUCCAUCUUGCUUAAAGUUCAUUCUUCUCUCCUUUUCUCUCAGGUGAAACUCUCCAAUCUAAACCUGGAUGAUCAUGCUAGGAAAAAGCUCAUUAAACUUGUCGGAUCUCGAUACGACAAAGACUCUGAUACGUUGACUAUUCGGACUGACAGGUAUGCAAUCCUUACAUCCCGUUAGACUGAACUUGUGACGACCCAUUGAGCAUAGUCCUGCACAACCAAUUAUCAGGCUGUAGUGGUUAUGGAGUAUUUCUUUAAGUCUAAUAUUUAUUUGCUGCCAGUAAUAUGUGUAUACGUGUGAAUGAGUGGGAGGGAAAUUUAUGGGAAUAAUAGAGUUAAAAAGAAAAAAUAUAUAUUUUAUAAGCAAUUUAAAGAAGAAUUGGUGUUCCAUUUAAAAAAAAUUUAUUUAACAAAAUUGUGGAGGAAAAAGUCAUCCUGGAAGAAAUGCUAUAUGCAAAUAUUAUCCCUAUACAUAAGCCAGAUAAACCACCAGAUCAAGUAAAGAGUUAUAGACCUAUUUCUCUGCUAAAUUUGGAUAUAAAGAUAUAUGCUAGCAUCCUAGCUAACAGGAUGCAAACCGUCUUACCUUACCUAAUUCAUAAAGAUCAGGUUGGCUUCAUAAAAGGUAGACUCUCCAGCAAUAGUGUGAGAAAAAUAAUUGAUAUUCUAGACCGCACUAACGACUCAGGGGUCCCAUUUCGGGCACUGUCAUUGGACGCAGAGAAGGCCUUUAAUAGGGUCAAACAAAAAAUAUAUCAGAUAAAAAUCUAAUAAAAAAUCCAGGAAUGGUUAACGUGAUAUACCUUUAAAUCUCUUUAGAAUAGUGGUAAGACUAGUAAUAAUUCAUUACUUACUUAAAAUUUCAUAAAAAAUAUAUCAUAAAAAGUAUAUAUAUUUUGUGCAACAGAUCAUUCACAGUAAUAUCCAAUAAAUAACAAAAAAAAAAAAAAAAAAGAAGAAAAGGAAAUAAAUUGUCCAAUUGAUAACAGUCUUGUAAAUAGAUACUAUGUAUCAAAUAGUAGCAGCAGUCUUUUAAAUUGUAAACUGACUCAGUUCACUCCAGUUAUAGAAGAACUGGUAUAUGGAUACUGAGUGAGUUAGUAUACUGUGUGUACAAUAUUAUAUUAUAAAUGGUCCUAUUUUAUAAUAAUUGUACCCUUGUAAAAAGUAAUAAAUAGAUAUAAAAUAUCAUUGAUAGGUCAUAGUUGAUGGCCCUCAAUAAAAUAUAUGCUUAAUUCACCAUUAAAAACUGAAGUGCUGAAAUGGUUAAAAAUAUUCAAUUUUAUUUGAAAAAAUCAAAUUAAAAGUUAUAUUAGGCACUCACAACUAUUACAUGUUACACAUCAGUAACAAGAUUACCUAGUGGAAUUUAAAUUGCCGCCGAACGAAGGAAGAAAACAAAGAUACACACGAGGCUCACGGAGAGCCAGCUCUUCCAUUUAUUUGACGAUCGGACUGCAACAACUGUAUACACCAGGUUCCAAAACUGCAACCGGGCAAGAAGUUUGAUAUCAAAGUGUGAGUGCCUAAUAUAACUUUUAAUUUGAUUUUUUCAAAUAAAAUUGAAUAUUUUUAACCAUUUCAGCACUUCAGUUUUUAAUAGUGAAUUAAACAUAUAUUUUAUUGAGGGCCAUCAACUAUGACCUAUCAAUGAUAUUUUAUAUCUAUUUAUUACUUUUUACAAGGGUACAAUUAUUAUUAUAAAAUAGGACCAUUUAUAAUAUAAUAUUGUACACACAGUAUACUAACUCACUCAGUAUCCAUAUACCAGUUCUUCUAUAACUGGAGUGAACUGAGUCAGUUUACAAUUUAAAAGACUGCUGCUACUAUUUGAUACAUAGUAUCUAUUUACAAGACUGUUAUCAAUUGGACAAUUUAUUUCCUUUUCUUCUUUUUUUUGUUUUGUUAUUUAUUGGAUAUUACUGUGAAUGAUCUGUUGCACAAAAUAUAUAUACUUUUUAUGAUAUAUUUUUUUAUGAAAUUUUAAGUAAGUAAUGAAUUAUUACUAGUCUUACCACUAUUCUAAAGAGAUUUAAAGGUAUAUCACGUUAACCAUUCCUGGAUUUUUUAUUAGAUUUUUAUCUGAUAUAUUUUUUGUUUUACUUUGCAAUAUUAAGGAUUUUUUAGUGGAAUCCUUAUUUUUCCAGUAGAGUGGUUUACUGCAGCAAUACUAGGUUCUCUAACACACGGUUAUUUUUCAUAUUAACCAUAACGUUAUAUUUUGCUUUAAUAGGGUCAGGUUGGACUUCCUGAUAGCAUCUAUGAAGGGUUUUGGUUUUGGUGGAUGUCUAAUGGAUACUGUUAUGGCAUUAUAUUCCUACCCAAGAGCUAGAACUAUAGGGAGAGGUAUAAUAUCUGACUGGUUUAAAAUAAGCAACGGGACAAGACAGGGAUGUCCUCUCUCGCCGCUGCUUUAUUUGUUUAUUUUAUCGAACCCUUAGCCUGUGAAAUUAGGGAAAACCUAAAGAUUAAAGGAGUUAGAAUAGGUCAAGAAGACUACAAAUUAUCACUAUAUGCGGACGAUGUCCUAAUCACCAUCACAGAUCCAGUACCAUCAUUGGAUGAAUUGAUGAAAGUUAUAACCGAAUUUGGAAACUACUCUAAUCUCAAGUUGAAUGUAGAUAAAACAACUGUAUGAGCAAAAAAUCUAAGUAAGGAAGCUAGAGGAAAGAUUGGGAAUAAAUAUGACUUUGCUUGGGCUAAGAAAUAUUUGCAAUAUCUAUAUAUUAAAAUAACAAGUAACCCAAACAAAAUUAUAGAGAAUAAUAUUCUUCCUAUGAUGAAACAAAUAAACAACUUAAGAACUGCAGAGAUAUCAUGGAUUGGAAGAAUAAAUGUUGUAAAAUCAUACUUAUUGCCCAAAUGGAGCUAUAUAUUCCGCAUGGUACCUCUUAAAAUUCCAAAACCAUGGCUUAUAAUGAUAGACAGCUUUUGAGAAGUUUAUAUGGCUGGGAAAAAAAAAGAGUGAAUAAAAAAAAUAUUAAAUAUGAAUUCAAAAAAGGGUGGGUUGGGGGUCCCGGACAUUCUAGAGACAUAUGAGACAUGCGCAUUGGCUCAUUUAAUUAUAUCGUUAAAAGAGAGCUCUGCAGAGGAAGCAUGGGCAAAAAUGGAAGCUACAAGACUGGGAUCUCCAGACUUAUUAGCUAUAUUUUGGAGCCUACAAAAAAGAAAUAACAUAAAUAUAGGCCUAAUUAUGGAUAAUUUAUUAUUGCAGUGGAAAAAUUGGAAAAAGAGACUUAAGAUACUGGAUAAUAUUAUCACGGAUUUACCUCUCAACAUUUUUGACAGUCAAUAUAGAAGAUUUAAAUGUAAAAACCUGGACGUCUAAUGGUAUUAAUAAAAUAGAUCAAAUAUUGCAACAGAAUCAAAUUAUGUCUUUUGAGGACAUUAGGCAGUUAUUUUCUUUUCCCUAUAGAGAGAAUUUGACAUAUUUAAGGAUAAAGCAUUUUUUUUAUAUAAACAUAGGGUUAUAGAAUCAUCUGAAGGAUUACAUCUAUUCAUGAAUCUAAUUCUAAAAGUAAUAAAAAUUUAGUAUCACAUUGUGCUAAAUUACAUACAUUAUAUAAAUCAAGUCCAAUAUUCCCAGCCCUUGUUUCAUGGGAAAAAGAUCUACAGAUUACUAUCACAAGAAAUGAGUGGAUAAAUGCAAAUAAUGCUGUAACUAAGGCUAUUCAUUGUUUAAAUUCAACUGAAAGUCAUUAUAAGAUCAUUAAUAGAUGGCACUAUGUCACCACUAAAUUGGCAAAAAUAUACCCAUUCUCUCAACGUAAGUGUUAGAGAUGUGGCUCACUUAGAGCAGACUAUGUCCAUAUUUGGUGGUCUUGCACAAACUUAAGUCAAUUUAUGGAAUAAAGUUGCAAAAUUCUGUCAAGAGGUGAUAAAAGUAGAUCUAGAUUUUACUUGUAGGUCUUUUGUGCUACAUCUGGGCUGGCCUAGAAUCUCAAGAAGUAAAAAAGAUAUAGCAACAUGAGCGAGAUACUGGAAAUGAUCUGAUUUCCCCCUCUUGGGAUAUGAUAAAAUAUCAGGUCUUGAACCAUUGCAAAAUGGAGAUUGGAAUCCUGAGACAAGAUAAUUCUAUUAAUUCUAGAACAGAACAAUGGGAGGAAUGGGUAAAAAAAAAUAAGCUUUACAUAAGAAAAACAAUUGUAUCUAUUAUUGGAUCUUGGUACAGUAUGUAUAUUGGACAUUUAUUGUUAAAUAUAGGUAGUGAAUAAUAACUUUAAUUUUUUUUGAGAAGAAGUAAAGACGAUAAAUCUAGUAUGACAAAUAACUAAUGAAUAUAGAGACAGAUUAGAAAUAUGUUUUAAUAAUUCUAUAUCUCAGACCUAACAUUGUUGAUAUGUUCAUAUGGUUCUAAUGUUUCUAUAUUUUGCAUCUCAAUAUAAAGCUGUCUAAUGGCUAUUUAUAGCCUACAUUUUAUUAAAAAAAAAAAAAAAGGAGGAGAAAGUAAGAGAAAAUGGGCACUAUCUGUUAGGAUUUAUAGAUCUCGGCACAGUAUGACCUUAUGUUUGUAUGUUUUUAUGUUUACAUUGUUUGUCAUAGACAGUGAAUAACUAUUUAAGGUCCUCUCAAGUCGAAGUGAAGACACUAAAUUUAGUAUGAUGACUAAUUUAUAAAUAAGGUGAUAAGGGAAAUAAAUUAAAAAAUUGGUAUCUUAGAGCGCUAGAACUGUCAAAAUGUAUUUAUGGUUGUACUGUCUUUUGAUUAUAUUUUUAAAUGUAAGUCUUAUUGUCUAUUGUGAUAAAUUUUCAAAAAAUAAUGAAAUGGAAAAAAAAAAGGAAAAAAAUUGUGGUGUAAUGCAUGCAUACUUCACACUCUUUGUAGGAGACAUUGCAUUUGUCUUUACUAUGGGUGAAAAGAAGGGGAAAUCCACCAAAAAGUAUAAGCGCAUUCCCUACAGAGAAAUGGAUCUCCAGCAAUUAGGUGAAAGGGAGGGGGAUCAUUUUAUAGAUAGGUUCUGGUGUUAGAUAUCAGCAGUAAGUUCUUUUUUAGUGCACCUCUAUAUAAGUAUACCUUUUUGUAAUCUUGGUGACCAUGUUUGGGAGUUUUAUCUAUUGCUUAUAGUGUAUGAAUAUGGAUAAAAUUAAUACAAGGCUCUGUAAUCACAGAAUGUCAUUAAAGUCAUUUACAACUGGAUAAAAAUUAAAGUAUCAAAAAGGAAAACACAAAAUGUACACAAAUUCCUAAUCGAGGUGGCAUGCAGGACUAUGAUUAGAAAUAAUUUGUAAUAAUAUGCACUUGGAUGUGCGAAAUAUGUAUAUACUUUGUUUUUCAUUGUGUGCUGGAAAGCAGUAGCAAAUUUGAAUAUUCGUGUUUUCAUAAUGCUCUUGUGAUUGAGAUAUCUUCUCAUUGAUGUCCAUCGUUGUAGGUACAGGUCAAAAUGAACUUGUACUUUUGUGUUUUUUACCUGCAAAGUUGAUUGAUGUAUUGAAAGUUACAUCACUUUCUCUUUUGGUUGUGUAAAAGUGUAUUGACCCUGCUAACUGACACUGGCAACAGUUUUGGUUGUGGGCUUAGAGAGUGAGACUAUGACAGCAACUAGAAAGAAGAAUGUUUUUGUAUUUUACCAUGGGGGAGGUGGGAGAAAGACAGUCCAUAUACAAAAUCAUUGCUUCACUAAGUAUUGCGUAUUGAUCUGUUUCCUCUUCAUUAUUUCAGAUGUCCUCUUCGAAGACAGAAUCAAGAUUAUGCUAUGUACCUCCUAACUGUCUUAUACCAUGAAUCAUGGGUAAGUGUUUACCACGCAUUAUGCAGUAUAUUCUUUAGCUCUCUUUGUGAGUGGAGGUCUACAAAGCCGGGAAUAUGCAGCUUUAUCUCCGUGAUAUACUGAAGUUAAUGGAAUGUUUAACUUUUUUUACAGGCAUUAUAAGCUUCCUAUUUGUUUUUCUUUUUUUUUUUUUUAAAAGACACUCUUUAUGAGAAUUACAGACUGGAAUUUUUUAUUUUUUUUUGAUGAACGUCCUAAAUAAUAAAUAAUUAGAAAUGAAUUCACUUGUAAGGUUCUUUGCUUUUUAUGCAAGAACCGAUAUACUAAAUUUGAUGAACAAGUCUAAUCUUCUAAAUUGCAUGCAGUGCUGCAGGCACAAGGUUACUAUGUUUUGGAAGUGCAGGGGAAGCAUGUUAGUGUUGAUUUAUCCUAAUUCUUGCUAAGCACAAUGUACUGCACUCAGUCUGUAGUUGGCAUGUGCCACCCGAUCUGAGGCCGUUCCCUGUACACAAACCUCCCAGCUCUUUCAUUACCUUUCAGUGACUCGUUAAUAUUUCAGCGGCUCCUCAUCUGAUGAAUUGCCUUUGAUUGCGUUGCAUAUUUCAUGAGCCUUUCUGACACUUGUGAUUUUUCCAUGAUCUGGGCGAUCUUUCUAUUGCAGUGUGGGUGGGAAUCCCUGGGGAUGAGCACCUCUUAGAAAUUAACCUGUAUGUCAUCUCUUUUUGUCGUGUUGGCUUUUUAUAUGAUAUGGAUUCUCCUGGAUUUCCCCAGAGAUCGAGCAAUUAUGCGUUAAGUCUUAAAAUCUGUAUUAACAAAGAAAAAGUGUGCAAGGUGCUUCAAAUAUAAUUAUUAGAUAUAUAUAUAUAUAUAUAUAUAUAUAUAUAUAUAUAUAUAUAUAUAUAUUAGUGCUCAACUGACGUGUCAAACUGAUUGAGAUAGAUAUAUAUCUAUCAAAGUGCUUCUCCAACACUCUAAAACAUAAACAUAUAUAAGAAAGAAAUGUAUAGCAGUGCCACAGUGAUUAAAAAUGUAUAUAAAAUAUUUAUAUAACCAUAUAUUAAAUCAAGUAGAUACUGGUAACAUAAAAUAGUAAGAAAGUAAUAUAAAAUAGUACAAAGUACCUAGAACAGAAAAACCAAAAAAAAUAACAAAAUAUUACUGUAAGAAUUACUCAUAUGACCCAGAGCUGUACUAGGCUGUGUUUAAAGGGCUCAAGGGUUCCAGGAUUUUUUAUGCAAGACAAAUAAAUGUUUCAUGCUGUUUUACCUGCUGUAUUUGUGGUACCUAGCAGUACUUGGUUAAUUACAUUUCUGUUUUCCAGCUGUAUUAUUUAGAUUGUAUGUAUGAAGUAGUGUAUUGAUUAAAAAUAUGGAAAUGAAAUAGAAAUAACUGAUAGUUAUUUUUCAAAUAUACACAUUUCUUGUUGGCAAACAGGGAUUCCAUUAAGUAAGAUUAUUCAUCUUGAAUUUACUGUGUUUACAGCAUGUCCAAAGGAUUUGUAUCUUGUACACUGAAGCUUCCUUAAACUAAGAUGCGAUUUAAAAUCUCAACCAAUUUUUCUGCUCCUAUAGGUUUUUUUAUGCUGGAUAUUUGUGUAUAUUCCAUAAACCCGCAAUUCUUAAAUAUUACUAUAUUGUUUAUUUCCAAAUGUGAAUUUGAGUACAGUAUGCAAGUUUAAGGAUACAGUGCAUCGUUUGUAUGCUUAAGUCUACUUUGUUGUUUCAGAAAACAGAGGCUUGGGAAAGCGAAAAGGAAGAGAGUGACAUGGAAGAAUAUGUGUGGGAGGGCAGCAAGUCAGAAGCAAAUGUCCUUCAGACUUUGCUUAAGGCAGGUAGUGACCCUCUCACCAAAGAAGAAGUCCUACAGUCUCCCAGUGUCCAAGAAUACCGCAGUGCUGUUCUGAGACUACGUAAUGAGGGAGAAAAUGAGGAGAGUGUAAAUUCCUACAAGGAAAGUGUAAAAAAAAUGUUAGGCCUGGCAUAAAUUACAGCCCUCAAGGUAUCCAAAGAUUAAUUUUGAGGACAUUGCAUAUUGGAUGAUCAGUGAACCCAGCUCUAAUCUUCACGGGUUAUGAACAAUGUAAGACUGUACAGUCUUAUAAACAAUCUUCAAGUACUACAGAGCUAUGGCUGGUUGAUUUCUGACAUGUCUCACAUCACCGUGAGAACUUUGCCAUGGACUUGAAUGUGCGAGAAAAAUGUCAUGAAUAUAGAAUCUACACAAUAAUCUUCCAUAAAAACCUCUCUGAAAUGUAUUUCUAGUUAUCUUUUGAAGCUCAUCUUGACAAUUGCAUGGAGUAAACAUCUAUGGUUCUUCACUUAUCUCAUGCCAAAUAUUUAGUUCAAUGCAUUUUCAAAUAAAUUCCUUCAUUUUGUAAGUAACUUAAAACCUUUUAUGAGGGUUGUGUAUUGUUUCCUUGUCUCAUCCUUAGUACUGUUUGUAUUUGUGGAUCUUAAAGGGAACCUAUUCAGAAAAUAACAAUUGUUAUUUCAGCACUAUAGUUUCCCUUUUGACCACCCUCUUUGCCCUGUAAAAAUGAAGUAAAAUAAAUAUUACUCACUUUGUUUCCACUGCAGCUUCUAUUCCCGCUCCGCCUCCACUGAUGUUAACAAGCAUGCUGUCGUCCCCCAAGAUAAUUUUAUUCCCAGGUUUACUCGUUUCUAAAAAAAAAAAAAAAAACUGCCUUGUUUUACAUUGCAGGGUUAGAACUAAGGAAUCGCUGCAUCCAUACUGCUUCAUUGAGAUGAAGUGGUCUGGUGACAUAGUGUUCCUUUAAAGGACCACUAUAGUGCCAGGAAAACAAACUCCUUUUCCUUGCACUAUAGGGUCAUUAGGUUCCCCCCUCCCGCUGGGUUGAAGGGGUUAAAACCCCUUCAGCCACUUACCUUUCUCCAGCGCUGGGUUCCCUCGGCGCUGGUGACCUCUGCUCCUCCUGCUGACGUCAGAUCCGAAUGCACAUGCGCAGCAAGAGCCGCGUGCACAUUCAAACCGCCCAUAGGAAAGCAUUACUCAAUGCUUUCCUAUGGAUUUCCAGCGUCUUAGAAUCUUAGAAUUUCCAGCGUCUUUCCUAUGGAUUUCCAGCGUCUUAGAAUCGCGGAAGCGAUUGAAGCAUAGCAGUUUUUCUCUGAAACUGCUAUGUUUUCAGCUGCAGGGUUAAAACUAGAGGGACCUGGCACCCAGACCACUUCAUUGAACUGAAGUGGUCUGGGUGCCUAUAGUGGUCCUUUUAAACAUAUCCUCUAUUUAGUUUCAUGAUUUCCAAGUUCUUCUGCACCACACUGUGUUUUCCAUUAAAAUAGCACUGUAACUUCAUCUCAUUAAAGUUGAUGUAGUGUCUGGAGUCCCAUGCGGUUAUCCUCCAUUCAGUGUCAAACCGUUUUGUCAUGUUUUAAAGAUAUACAGGGAGUGCAGAAUUAUUAGGCAAAUUAGUAUUUUGACCACAUCAUCCUCUUUAUGCAUGUUGUCUUACUCCAAGCUGUAUAGGCUCGAAAGCCUACUACCAAUUAAGCAUAUUAGGUG